AAGUUAUAUAAGUUUUAAGCAACGUGUUUAUUUCACCUUUUGCAAUUGAUUAUCCGGUGUUAAAACAGUAAAAAUAUAAAGUAUAUACACCAAUUGAAUUUCACUGCGUAAAACAAUGGUGACGUUGCCAUUGACAACUGGAACAGUCUACUGACACGCCCUCAAUCACAUGACAAGGAAAUCCAAACGCGCGCAGCUUAGAUACACAAACAACGGAAGAUUUGUUAUACUAGUGGUGUAAAAGUAUUGAAUAUUGUCUCAAAGACUUUUAGGCCUCGGUACGUUUUGUUCGAUAUAUUACGCUGUGGUUUAUGACGUCUAUAUGCAUUAGGUCUGAGCUUAUAUAAUGCAAAAUAACGCCAGACAAUCAGAGUUACGACCGCGAACAAGUGCUGUCAGAAGUGGCUCCAGUACCAAACAAACUCGGACAGCUCAAACCAGAAAAGUUCCCUACAGAGUUGGAUAUAACUGGAACAAAGGUGGAAGACUAAAGGAGAUUAGAAUAAGACACUUGGCAAGGAAGUUCCUGAAGAUAUGGAUAGAAAAUACCUUCGGCCGGAUUCUUCCUCACAAAGCCAAAUCCCACUAUAACAGAGCGACCCUUAGACGAGCCUUUGAAGGAUGGAGGGAUGAAUGGUGGACAUCAAGACGAGAGUGGAGUCUUACAAUGCGGGCAGAAUGUCACCACCGGUAUUAUCUGUAUCACUGGACAUUCCACACCUGGAGAAAGUUUGUGUCUUUGCAGAGGGAAAAGAAGACAAAAAUUCAAACUGCAAAAUCAUUUGCUGAUAGACAACUAAUGCACCUUGUCUGGGAGAAGUGGGGGUUUUUCGUGGAUAUGAGGAAAAUAAAGCGUGGAAUGGUUGAAACGGCUCUCCAGCAUAACAGACUUGCAACACUGAAUUCAGCAUGGAGCUUGUGGCAGAUCAGGCUGCAGCAUCUUCAAGAACUUCACACUUUAGAGGACAAAGCCCUUAAACACAAGGCACUGAUAUUACAGCACAAGGUUUGGCUUCAGUGGAAAGAAAAGCACACAGCCGCAUGUCACCAUAGAGAGAAUGAAUCUAAGGCUUCACUCCACUUCAUCAUCAGGCUGAAAAGAAAAGCACUGCAUCAUUGGAUAAGCUAUGUCUCUUAUCGCCACAACAAGACCAAGUCAAAAGCUGUGGCUCAGCAUGCCUGUUGUCUCAGGCUGAUGAGAAUGUGUUGGAGUACAUGGAACAGUGCACUACACUACAAAUGGAGCGAGGAGGUGCGCUUGGAGUCUGCAGGGCAUUUCGCCAUUUGGAGCACUCAGCGCAGAGUGCUAGAGCGCUGGAGGGCUUAUGUUAUGCUGUGCAGAGAAAAAGCUGAAAGAAACCAGAGAGCAUGUGAGCAUCAUAAGCAUCAUUUACUGUCUGUUGGAUUGCGUGGGUUGUCCCUAAACGCCAACUUAAACAAAGCACAUCGACUUCACAACAACAUGGCUCUCCAACAUUGCAGUCAAACAAUUACCGGAAAAUAUUGGAGGCUGUGGCAGGAGCGUCUGGAAGAGGCAGAGGACAAGAAUUUUCAACACCUAACUGAAAGGGCACUGAAUCUCUAUCGCACUUCAAUUUCAAACAAGUAUUUUCAUCACUGGAGGCAGAAACUUGCUGAACUGACACACAUGCAGGAAUUGGAGCAUUGUGCAGACAUUUGUUUUGCAGAGCGUAUGUUGCCUCGCUGUUUCAAAUCAUGGUGUGAGUUUACUCUGCAGAGAAGACAUCAAAAACAGAGGAAACACAAGGCAGAUGUCUAUAAUCAGCAGCGUCAAUACACUUGGAUAUUUUAUACCUGGUGGGGACAGUCAGAGAAACACAAAGAGCAGAAACUUGCUGAGCGAAUGGCAGUUCUUCAUGAAGAGCGGAGUCAUAUGCAGAAAGCCUGGGCCUGUUGGAGGAAACGGACGGAACAGAGGAUCUGUGAGGAGGAGAAACAGAACGCUUCAGACCGUCUGUACCUGCACAGACUUCUUCACAAGACAGUGACACAGUGGAAGGACAACAGCACAGAGAUAAGAGACAGGAGAAACAGAGAGAUACUGGCAUGUCAUCAGGGUGACCUGACCUGCAUGAGAUGGGCCCUGGAAAAAUGGAAGAAGUUUGUUCAGAAACAGAGAGUGAAGAAAAGCAGGUUACAGCAGAUGCAGCGGUACCAUGAAGUGAAGCUUCUUAAAUGCACCUUUGAUGCCUGGAAGAAACACCACCUACAGAUGUUUCACAUCUGUGCUCAAGCAGAGGAACUUUACAAGCAGCAAAAAAAGGGCUUUCAAAGGAGAGUCCUGUCUGUGUGGAAGGAGAAUGCAUCUCUACAGGCAGAGUUUAGAGUGAUGGAGCAUCAAGCACAGGAUCAUUUUCAACACUUCCUUCAACUGAAGGUAUUUGUAGCUUGGAGAGAAGUAACCUCACGCUCAAUGACAAAGCGCCACCAGCAGAGGGAGGCAGUCAGCAGGCUACAGCUGUCCAUAAAUCGAGUUCGGCUGCUGCAGUUUUUCUAUCAGUGGAGGAAGCAAACAAGAGAAGUUUGGAGAGAGAGGCAGUGCAUGGAAAAAGCCAAAAGGCAUCAUGAAGCCAAAAUCCUGUCUAAAGCACUGACAGCAUGGAACAAACAUCACCAGCAAUGGCAGAAAUAUAAGGUGAUGAAACGACAAGGAAUGUUGUUGCAGAGAUUAAGGGUGUGCCAGACCUUCUUUGAUCAGUGGAAGAUUAAGCUGCAGCACAGACGGAGAGAAGUUAAGCAGACAGAACGAGCACUCUGGCAUUGGUCCCUCACUCUUCAGGCCAAGGUAUUGUUUGGGUGGAGGCUGUGGGUCACAGAGCAGCGUAGGAAGCAAGAGGAGGUGGUCAGAGCGGCACAGAUCUACAGAGACCAGCUGCUGAGGGAGGGGGUGACGUCCAUACUCACAUAUGCUGCUCACAUGAACAGCCUCACGACAAGUCUGACACUGUACAGCCAGGAGCAACAGAGGUCACGCCGUCUUCAAAGAGUGGUUCGUCGCUGUGCAAUGAGAUGGAAGCAGCGGGUUCUGUGUAAACCAGGUAGAAAGCCAGAGGUCAAAGGGCAACCACCAAAAAAGAGUGUGACCUUCUGUUUGCAUGAAACUCAGAGAGAUUCUGUGACCAACUCAGAGGAGCAGGAGGCUGAGGGUGGACUGUUUAGCAAAAUACGUAAACCACGAACUCCGCCACGACACCGUGUGGAACUGUUCGAGUUCCCACCAACACUGGAACCACAUGAAGGCUUCCAAAAGCAUUUCUCUCCAACCAGCACUGCAGCCGCUCCAAAACCACCAGACUGUGUCACACAUGUGUCACAUAGUGAACCUCUCAUGUCCACUGUGGACUCACCUCAGGGAACUCAAAACCAGGACCUCCUUUUACCACCUUCUGCCUUUAUGACCACAUUAUGGACGACCACUUGCUCAGCUCCUGGACACCCACCACUUGUCCCUUCCUGUCAGUUUGUGCCUCCAUUCAAACUUCACUCAUCACAUUAUCCAGAUGUGCAUCUGAAAACAUUCAGUGAAAUAUCUGAGGAUGCGACUUUAGAUGUUUCAGUAACUGAUCCAGCGUCAGCUCUGACUAAUGAAAUGCUGAGCAUUCAACAGGACAUGAAGAGCUACCAAGAGGACAGGAGACAGCUCCGGGCAUGGCAAAAACUCAAAGAUGUAUUACAAACAUGGCUACAGACCAGUGGAAAAGAUGAUGAGACUGAAAAAAAUACUGUCUCUCAGGAACUGGAGGAGCUGAAAGAGCGCAUCGACCGGCUCUCUACUGAACUUGCAAAACAGAAGCCAGUGAUGCUUCUACACGCACAAAGGAUUGAGCAUUUACAAGCCUGCCUCCAUGCCACAGGAGUUUCUUCUUUGCUUCAAGCAGAAGAGAUGAAAACAAAUUGCUCUGUGUUUACGACAUGAAGGGAAGUGACGCAGUACGUCAUACACUUCAUAAGUGAUUACACCUGCUGUUGUUUUGACAGUAAUGGCUGAGAUCACUUGUCUUAAAGUAAAUUAAAGACUCACCCGAGAA
Messenger RNA from Sphaeramia orbicularis (orbiculate cardinalfish), 4049 nucleotides. It is a transcript of the gene sfi1, whose product is annotated as SFI1 centrin binding protein. Lineage: Eukaryota; Metazoa; Chordata; Actinopteri; Kurtiformes; Apogonidae. The transcript has 31 exons. The coding region runs from base 347 to 3937 and encodes 1196 amino acids. The record is from RefSeq and is a predicted model, not a curated record. Gene Ontology annotation, molecular function: phosphatase binding.